GGAGUGGGCGCUGAGUCAAGAUGGCGCUGGCGGCCAGGCGUUGGAGCUUUGCUCUCAUCAGCCUGUCCUGGGCUCAUAGGCAGCCCGGAGCCGCGCGCACGGUGAAACGGUGCCUGACGCCUUCCUCUCAGCUGCCCACCCUCAGGCCGCUUCCCUGGGCCAGGAGCUACAGCACCGAGCGGGACUCUCAGCAGCGGCAGCGGGGUAAGAAGGUGGUGGUGGUCGGCAUCCCCAAUCCAUUCACUUGGGCCCGGACCAAGAUGUAUUUUUUCCUGAUAAGAGCUUAUUUUGAUCAGGACUUCACCUUCGAUGAGUUUGCCACUGGUGCCAAACAGGCCUUUUCACAGGUGUCAAAGAUGCUUUCAGAGUGCAAUUUUGAUGAAUUGAAGGAUCUUGUAUCAAAAGAGGCAUUGGAGGAAGUGGAAGAAAAAUGCUUGGCUUUGCCAGUUAACCGCAGGGAGGCUUUAGCUGCUGACCUGGAUGAAAUUAUGUAUAGUACACCAGGUGAUGUUGGAAUUUAUUAUGAUAACCAAGGUAGAAAGUUUGUCAGCAUCAUAAUGCGUUACUGGUACCUUUCUGAUGCUGACCUUCCUGAUGAGACUCCUGAGGGAACUAAAGUGUUUCAAGUAGUCUUUGGUGAUGAAAGCAGCAAAGACAGUAAGCGCCUGCUCACAGCAAAUUAUGAAUUUCGACGUGAAUUUACACAAGGUGUGGAACCUGACUGGACUAUUACACGGAUACAGCAUUCUAAAUUAUUGGAAUAAUUCUUCUGAAAAUCUUACUGUAAGGAUGUUACUGUCUGUUUCACAGCCAACAAGAAAGACCUACAAGAUUGACCCCCUUUUGAUUUGUAAUUUUUUAAACCUGUAAAAUUCAAACAUUCUAUUCGAUCCUGAUAUUACAUGAAUGGCAUUUUCUAUGCUGUGUAACUGUUGUGAAUGAUAGAUCUAGAUUGUAAUUGAAGAUUUUGUCACUACAGAAUUGCAAAACCUUCAUUUUUUUUAUCAUGCAUGUGGUGGACCUCCUGACAUUUCUUCAAUUGAGUUUCAUUUAACGUUCUCAACAGACAGGAGUAAAUGGGUCUGGAUAAUGGCUGUCUGCUGGAACUUGCAAAUAAAGUGUCACUAGCUACACCAAAAUUAUAGCAAGUAAGCAGAAUAACACUAUUUGAAAUUGUGCUGUGGUGGGGAGAGAGGAGGAGAAAGGGGUUAAAUACAUAUUGUUAUAGGAUCCUGUAAAAUUUACAGCAGAAUAGAAGUUAAUGAGUAUAUUCCAGUAAACAAAUAUAUUUUUAAGCUCUUGAACAAAAUUACAAGAUAAUUACAGAUCUAGGAAACUAGUUUAUGCAUCAAGGAAUAUCCUGGAGUCUCCCAUUACAACAUCCAGUUAUUUCUCUCAUGAUUCCCAGCAUUUUUGGCUCCACUCUACUUGAAAGUGCAUUCCAUACCUUGUCACUGUGUGUGAAUUGAGUGUCCUGAUAUUGAUUCUAAAUUUGCUUUUGAGCCCUCUUCCCCACUCCCUUUGCUCUAGUCCUAGUCAAACAAUUCAUUUUUCCAGUGUCACCCAUAACUCAAACAUUUGACACUAGGAAUCAGUCUUGUUGGUCGUCUUAACACUGCAUCCAGUCAUUGAAUGUCUUCCUUGUGUCUGUGACCAGAACAGGACACAGUCAUCAAGCUAUGAUUUGAUCAGAGCACUGUACAGUCUGAACAAUAACUUCCUCUGACUAUUAUAUCACUGUUUUGGCUAUAUAAUUCAACAUUUUCUUGACAUCUUUAGUUGAUGUUCUGAAUUGAUUCGUCACAUUACCAUUUGGCCUAAUAAGCUUCCCAAGCUGCUCUCAACUUAUCCCAUCACUAUUUUAGCAUCUUUCAAAGAAUACAUAUGUUGCCUAUUUUUCCUUUCUCUGUGCAAUAUCUUACACUUUUCUGUAUUAAAUUUCAUCUGCCAAUUUCCUAUGCAUUUGCAUUCUGUUCAACUCAUUUUCUAGUUGUCCUUUGCUGUCUGAGGAUAGCCAGUUUUCCCACAAUAUUGUAUUAAUUGUAUAGCUCCCAAUGCGAACAAACAGUCCCAAUAUUAAUGGUCUUGCAUAAUUUUUCUUUCUCACCUGAAGUUGCUGCCUUCUGCAUGUCUUAGUUCCACUGGCAAUAACUGUCCUCCAAUACCUGAAAAAGGUGUUCAUGUAUAAGCUGUUUGAUUCUGUUUUCCACUGAUGCAGUUUUUCAGCAGGGACCACUGGAUGGUGAUCUGAUUGGAGCUAUGCAUUUUUUCCUUUUUAGCACAUGGAAAGCCAGUUGUUGUGUCCUACUAUCAAGCAGCUGAAUUGAUAAUCUGCAGAGUCUGCAGCCUUCUGCUCUGCAAUGCUGUUUUUCACAACAGGCAGUGUACUUAACAGCUGAAAAAAAUAAGUUUUCCAAUUGAACACUUUUAAUUGGAAGAUCAUCUGGUAGUCUAAACAGUGCCAGACUGUCAACUGAUUGAAAUGCAACACAAGAAAAUGUCUUUUGCCUGUUGUCAUCUUCCUACUUGUAGCAUUUAGCUGGUUCUUAAAUAAUUCCAGUGUCUGGUUCUUGGUCACUUUUCCUGGCAACACGUUGAAGCUCUUAAUCAAUCCCCUUUAAAAUAAACACUUCCUAAAUGUACUCCUCACAGUAAGACCUUUAUUGGGCAGCACUUGACAAACCAGUUGUCGUCAUCGACUAGUUUUAGGCAAAAACCUGCCAGCACCUAACAUGUUAAAUAGUCACCAGUUCAUGUUGGAUUCAAAUGUCCAGUUCUUGUUCAAUGUGGAAUGUAAGCAACUGGGUGAUUUUUUUUUUCCCUACAAGGAAUGAAGAGGUGAUUGACAAGUACAUUAACUUGUCCCUCUUCACAUUCUUUCCCCUGUACAAGGGGGAAAAAAUGACUAAGCUAUUCAGUCUGCGCUGCUAUCUCCUGAGACAAAGUUUCUGUUAAGUGUGCCAGGCUGGGUUCUCCAAAAUAUGGAAUUGGAGAUAUCUUGUGUAAAAUUUAUUCACCAUUUUAAGAUAAAACACUUAAAGGGUGAAAAUAGUUUAAUAUGUUCUUCACCUAAUCUCAAUAAUUGUGUAUGCAGUGCCCUUUUAUAAUUGUCUAUUAUUUAUAUGGUUGCUGCAGAUGCAGAUUGACUGCUUUCCAUUUAUUAAUGUAUUUUUGUUGCUCCCAAUGGGAGUAUUAUUGUCAGGGACUACUGUACUUAAAAUGCAGUGACAGAUUUACAGAAAAUCUCUUGAUGCUCUAACCUCCCCUUCCCAUGGAGAGAGUACUUCUAUUAAAUACUGUGGUUUGGUUUUAUGGGGUUUUUGUACAAAGGAAGGAAAAUGUCCGCACUUGUAGUCUACUUUGCAAAAGAUACAAAUAUUAAUUGAAGAUUGAAAAAUGUUUUUUGUGAAAAGUGCUUUCAAGUUGUACAAUCCUUCAACAUAACUCUUGUUGCACCCAGGGGUACAUUUGCCACUGCCCACGUUUGCACCCCAUCCCCCAUGAUUCCAAUUGUGAGCUGCUAUUCUUGACUGAAUUGCCUAGAAGCUAAUUCUACUGUGAAGAAACAAGCAGGUUAAUCCUGCACGGUCCUUGAGUACUGCCUGGUGGCUGAUAGGUAUAGUAUAGGAGGGUGGGGAUCAGAUAAAGCCCCUCUUUCAGCAAGGGUUGGGAAACUUGUGGAAUUAAAUUCAAAAGGAGAGAGUAGGAGUUCAACUGCCUAUAACUCAAUUUACUGAAAUGUAACCCAUUAGUAUACAGGGUUGAAAUAAACUUAAUUACACUGACUUUUUGGAAUUGGAAUAAACGUUUUCUGGGAGUUUUGUAACAGUGAAUUCUGAUAUCUGUCUAACGGUGCUAGCUUCUCUGAUUAUAUUCAUAACUAAGGGCUUGGAGCACUUGUGAUGGAAUCUACCAUUCUGCUUUUUUCACUGUCAAAAAUAGCAGAAUAUGAACCUCAUAAGAUACAACCACAGACACUGAUUCACUUUUUACUGUAGUUUUUUUGAUGUUUUCUAAAAUUUCAAGUGGCGAGUUCUGAUUUUUAAAAUCAUUUUUUGAGGAUGAAAAUGUGUUUUUAAUGAAUAAACCUGCUAGAAAGGAA
Molecule: messenger RNA, 4102 nt
Organism: Carcharodon carcharias (great white shark)
Lineage: Eukaryota; Metazoa; Chordata; Chondrichthyes; Lamniformes; Lamnidae
Gene: maip1
Product: matrix AAA peptidase interacting protein 1
Exons: 5
Coding region: 21-764 (247 amino acids)
Biological process (GO): protein insertion into mitochondrial inner membrane from matrix; inner mitochondrial membrane organization
Cellular component (GO): mitochondrial inner membrane
Molecular function (GO): ribosome binding
Source: RefSeq, a predicted model, not a curated record